Messenger RNA from Ornithorhynchus anatinus (platypus), 2171 nucleotides. Its product is annotated as guanylate-binding protein 1-like. The transcript is spliced from 11 exons. The coding region runs from base 216 to 1997 and encodes 593 amino acids. Lineage: Eukaryota; Metazoa; Chordata; Mammalia; Monotremata; Ornithorhynchidae. Gene Ontology annotation, molecular function: GTPase activity; GTP binding. The record is from RefSeq and is a predicted model, not a curated record.
AGGAUUCAGGUUCAAAAUCUUGAAAGGACUCGCAACAGAGGGGCAAUCUUCAGAAGCAAAACAGAUAGAGUGAAGGAUCUCUAAGACCCGGGGAAAAAAAAAACACUGGAAGUGUAAAGGAAGCAAGAGGAGCCAACACCCCUUAAGGAAAAAGACCUGUGACUACGAGGAAACAGUUUGAAGCAAAGUGGAACUGGUGACUCGUCCCAUCAAUCAUGGCCACCAAGAAGAUCAUGCCCGCUCCCAUAUGUCUAAUCGAGAACUCCAGCAGCGGCCAGCUAACGGUGAAUCAGAAGGCGUUGGCCAUCCUGUCCGGCAUUUCCCAGCCUGUGGUCGUGGUGGCCAUCGUGGGCCUGUAUCGCACCGGGAAAUCCUACCUGAUGAACAGGCUGGCGGGACAGAAGAAGGGCUUCUCUCUGGGCUCCACAGUGCAGUCUCACACCAAGGGAAUCUGGAUGUGGUGUGUUCCUCAUCCCACAGAGAAAAACCUCACUCUGGUUCUGCUGGACACUGAGGGGCUGGGAGAUGUGGAGAAGGAGGAUCCCAAGAAUGACUCCUGGAUUUUUGCCUUGGCUGUUCUGCUGAGCAGCAUGUUUGUAUAUAACAGCAUGGGCACUAUCAAUCAGCCGGCCAUGGACCAGCUUCACUAUGUGUCAGAGCUGACAGAACACAUCAGGAGCAAAACUGUGCCCAGUCUUGAUGGGGUAGAUGACUCAGCUGGAUUCGUCAGCUUCUUCCCAGACUUUGUGUGGACUGUGCGCGAUUUCAACUUGGAGCUGAAACUGGACGGUCACCCCAUCACCGAAGAAGAGUACCUGGAGAAUGCCCUUAAACUAAAGAGAGGGACCGACGAGAAAACCAAACUGUUUAAUCUGCCCCGGACCUGUAUCCGGCAAUUCUUUCCGACUAAGAAGUGUUUUGUCUUUGCCCCACCGGCAACCUGGAAAGAGCUCCCUAAACUGGAGGACUUGCAGGAAAACGAACUGCAACCUGAGUUUGUGGAACAGACAGGACGCUUCUGCUCCUACAUCUUCCAAAAUGCCAAGGUCAAGACGAUUCAGGGGGGCAUAGUAAUCAACGGUCCUCGGCUGGAAAGCCUAGUGGUGACCUAUGUAGAGACCAUCUCCAGUGGCACUGUGCCCUGCAUGGAGAAUGCAGUGUCAGCCCUGGCAGAGAUUGAAAACUCAGCUGCAGUUCAGAAGGCCCUAGACUGCUAUGAGAAGCUGAUGAGCCCAGUGAAGUUCUCCACAAACACCCUGCAGGAGCUGCUGGACUUGCAUACGGCCAGCGAAGGGAAAGCCAUUGAGGUCUUCAUGCAGCAUUCCUUCAAGGAUGAAGAUCAAAAGUACCAGAGGGAGCUAAGGAACCAUCUGUUAGCAAAAUGGGAUGACUUCUUUAAGCAGAAUGAAAAAGAGUCAACCAAACGUUGCAUGACUUUGCUUCAGAAUAUUUUCAAGCCUCUGGAUGAGGCGAUGAAGAAUGGAACCUUCUCCAGACCGGGAGGAUAUCACCACUUUCUUCAGAAGAAACAAAAACUAAAGGAGAAAUAUGAGCAGGAGUCAAAAAAGGAACCAUGGGCUGAGGAGACUCUUGUAAAGUAUUUGCAAUCGAUGGAAGAUAAGGCAGAAACAAUAUUACAAGUGGAUCAGUCACUCUCAGAAAAGGAAAAGAUGAUUGAAGUGGAGAAGGCAAAAUCUGAGUCCGCAAUGCAGGCAGCCAAGCAGCUCCAGGAAAUGCAGGAGAAGAGUCAGCAGUUGCUGGAGCAGACGGAGAAAAGUCACCAGGAACACGUGAAACAACUGAUCAAGAAGAUGGAAGAGGAGAAGCAGCACAUGCUGGCAGAGCAAGAGAAGGCCUUAAAUUUGAAACUCAAGGAGCACACACAGAUAAUUCGGGAAGGGCUCCAAAACGAAGCCAAGCAACUAGAGAAUCAGAUUUUGAGCCUCCAGAAGCAGAUCCAUACUCCCCGUCCAUCCUCACCCUGCACCAUAUUGUGAAGAUCUUUUGUCAAGAGUACUCUCGUGUCCACGCCACCCUUUGUCAUAGGCAGAAGAUGUUUUAUCAAUAGCAUAUCUGUGGCGAGCCCUCAAUCGGUACCAGCCAGGACCUUCCUGGACCAGGGGAGCCUCGGUGUCACGGAAUAGAAGUCAAACCACCCCUCUGAUCACCAA